GAGGUCCUCUGCUCAGCUACACAAAAUAAACACGGAGAAACAACAAAGACAUGCAGGUACAGUGUUAAUUCUUUGCAGCUUAUAGAUUCUCAUUCAAGUUUGAGAGGCUAUAUUUGUGAUAAUUCAUACUCCGUUUUUUUCUGUCUCAUGCUAAAGUGCUCUCUGUUCAAACUGCGUACACACCAGUGGUGUUUCCUCCUCUUCAACGUGCUGCUCUUCCAUGCCCUGCUGUUUGGGGCUGACUUUGUCGAGGAGUACCUCCUGCAGCCCACGCCUGCUGUCUACACCGAUGGCACUGUUGUUGAUGUAAGGGAGAAAGCAAGGAAACUAGACCUGAGCAAUGCCAGGGAUAAUGUGUCCCAGGCCUACCCUAUCGCUAACCCCGACGCCUGCAGAAACUCUGAUCUCUUCCUGCUCACACUAGUUUUCAGCUCCCCGGCUAACAUCACCCAGAGAGAUGCAGUGAGGAAGACAUGGGCCAACCAAACACUCAUCCAAGGCUUCCCAGUGAGGAUACUGUUCUUUUUAGGAUCAACUCAGACUUCUGCUGCACAAGAGGGCCUCAUUAGAGAGUCUGACCACUAUGGGGACAUGGUCCAAGGUCAUGCUGUGGCUGAUUCGUCCCUCCGUGGCCCAACAGAAAGGACUGUGCUGGCACUCCGUUGGAUCAUCACCUUCUGUCCUGUGGCACGCUUUGUUCUGCUGACCAUGGACUCUGUGUUUGUCAACCUUCCAGCCAUUGGAGGCUAUCUGCUCGGGCUACACAGGCACCCUGAGGACCUUUAUCUAGGUAGGGUGAUCCAGAGAGACUCACCUGAUAGGGAUCCAAAUAGUCAAGGCUACCUGCCCCCAGUUCUUUACCCUGACAAGUACCUGCCUGAAUACUGUGACGGGACGGCUUAUGUUCUGUCCCAAGACGUGGUCCGUAAAGUGUACAUAGCAUCUGCAACAGUCCGUGCACCUGUGAAAGCUGAUGUUUUUGUGGGCUUUUGUGCUCAGAAAGCUGGUGUGGCACCGACCCAUAGUGCCAGGUUCUCAGGAGAAAAACAUAUCCACUACAAUGCCUGCUGCUACCGCUAUCUGUUCAGUUCAGCGGGAAUGGGGAGCCAUGAACUAGAGACAGUGUGGGCUGACCUGGGACACAGGGAUGGAAGAUGCUCGCUGGUAAAGACCUACUCUGGCCUGGUGGCUUGCAAGGCCCUCACAUACCUGGAUAAACUGUUGGGCUAAGCCUAAUUGCAUGGCUGCCUGUUAAUUUCAGACUAUAAUCUUUGUAUGACAGAUCAGAUCACUCUAAUGGGAAAAGGAAGGAUUCAUCCAGGAAAACUGUAAUAUACAGAGCCAGAUACAAUAUAUGUAAAUAAAACUGCAGUGCUGCUUUCUAAUAGGGAAAGAUCUCCAGGAGAGGAAACAUUAAAUGUCCUUUCUUGAGUGAAUUUGCAUCAGAUUGUCUACAAAAAUAAAUUUGAUUUUGAAUUUUCAAGCGGAUAACAUUGUCACUAUAUUGUACAAUAAAUAUAGGCAUAAAUAAAAUGAUUUACAAAUAUAUUUAUUAAUCUAUAAAUAAAUAGACUAAAUUACAAAGUACUUUGAAAAAGUAAUGCACAUAUUUAUUUUUUUUAUUCUUGGCAGGACUGAAUUUCAUAGGAUCUUGUUGUCCUCACUUUUAAAAGCCCUGCACACCCACACAGAUGUUUUGAGUUGACUGGACCUCUGCUCUUGCACAGGAAAAGCACAGGUGUAAAUAACAUAAUUGCAGAUUGCUGAAUUCUGUUCAGCUGCUUCAGUUUCAGGAGCUCAGUAUUGACACGUCAAAAGGCCUGUUUUGUGAAGCCUGUGAGUAUUAAUUCCUUCUGUCUACAUACUUAAUGGGAUGUCAUUAAUGUUAAUGUUAUGCUUUUCCCACCAUGACAAGUUAAACUGUGUGCUUUAAAAAGGCCCAAAGAUGUUGUCCUGCCCAUGCAAAAUAACAAGUAGGUGAGUCAGGGAGAUUCACAGUCUGUGCAUGCCCACACAGUCCUGACGGGAGGUCUAAUCAGCAAAAAUAAUUGAGAACACCUGUGUGGGUGGACGUUUGGCGUGGGGGACUUUCAAAACCACGACAAAAUACUGUUGUGCAAUAUGAAUUCAGACAUGUAGGCUCCUUUUUAAAGAUUCUUAAGCAAAGACGUAACGUUGACAAAUAAUUAAUAACUGAGUAAAAGUCUAGAAAGUAGGCAUUUAUCAUAUGAAUCUGACCUGGCUCUGAUAUUUUUGUGGUCCCAUUUCUACAGUAUUUCUUGUUUUCAGGGAAAAUGUUAUUAUCAUAGUGGUAGUGGUAGUAGAUAAUGGCCUACAUGGCAGUCAUAUAAUAGAUAAACUAUAGAGAAACUUUCAAGAAAUGCUAUUGUUUAACACAUUAAUUCCAGGACUAGAUACAGAUUAUUGAAUGCACCACACCAACAAGGACAUCUAGUGUUGAAUAUGGGUCAUAGCAACACACUGGCCCUGCAGGCAACCAAGUCACGUAGUGUAUGUAUACAUCUGAGAAGUUUCUGUUUAACCUGUGAGGAAAACUAUUGUAAAUUAACUGAUAAUCCAGUCUUCUUUUUAAAUCU
Molecule: messenger RNA, 2597 nt
Organism: Lates calcarifer (barramundi perch)
Lineage: Eukaryota; Metazoa; Chordata; Actinopteri; Centropomidae
Product: beta-1,3-galactosyltransferase 9
Cellular component (GO): membrane
Molecular function (GO): hexosyltransferase activity
Source: RefSeq, a predicted model, not a curated record